AUGGAGAGGCCAAACCCCCUCUGUUGUCUAAAGACCUCCAAGUUCUUCCGAUAUCCAGCUUCUGCUUUCCAAAGAAUUCAGGAGUCGGUUGAUUGUUUAAGCCCAACAUGCGAUGGGCUCAUUAAUGCUCAGUCUGAAUUCCAGGAUGACAACUCAGUUGUUUCUGGAACAACUAUAACCUCAGCCAGGACGUUCCAAACGAGUUACAACAAUGUCUACAUCCGAGGAAGACAGCCUUUUAUGGUGAGUGGCUUACUACUUCAUUGCCUUCAAGUCACGGACAUUAAUGUCAGCAAGGUUACGAACCUACAUGUGCUCUACCCUCAGAAUAUGUUUGCAGGAGGCUCCCUUUCGAAUCCUGGCAAUGGAUUCUGUUUUCUCAGCCGGCUGCUGCUGCCCACCGGAAGUCUGUUGGCCCCUUCCAUGACUCAGCACCUUAGAGAGGCAGAUGGCCGUGUAGGGAAAGUUAAGAUGGGCCACGCUGCUGUUGACAGGAAAGAAAGGGAGCAAACGCUGCCCACAGGGCAAGCUGAGACACCAAACUCUAAUACUGAAUGGAAAAAAACAACAGAUGAUGGGAAUCCUGUGAGGACGAGGAACAGGAGGAGGAAAGAAAAACAGAAGCCUUCUUGGGUAAGAACAGGAAGAGGUGAUCCAGAGUUUGCCACGUCAAGAACCCAAGUUCACAUCGUAGGUGCCAGACCACAAGCACUGGGACCUGCUUCUAAGAGAGUUAUUGUUUCACAAGCCAGCCUUCAGGAAGACAGGCAAGAAGACUGUCAUCAUGAUGCAACUACUGGGAGCCCUUGCCAUGGGGCCAGUUACUGGGGAUCCCUGCAACUAAGAGCUCAGAGUGAUCCUGUGGAGUCCAGAAGAAUGGUGCUGAAGACAGAGCAGAGAAGAAACACUGAGGAAGAAGCAGAUGAGAGGAGGAAAGAAGAAUCUGAGGAGGCUGUAAGCCAGGGUGCUGCAUGGGGGAGUGAAGAAUUCACAGUUCUGAGGUGGCUGGGAAGUGUUUGGAGUCCAGCAUCACUCACUGGGGACCUGAUGGCAUUUGCUCUGCAGCAGGUGGUUUCCCCCUUUCCCCAAGCUCCAGUAGUUUAAUAAAGACUAUUUUCUUGUGCCCCUGAAUUUACUGAGUGCUUGGCAAGGUUUUGGACUCUACAGGACAUAGACUUGUGGGUAGAUGUUGAGCCACUUUCAUCUGUAGGGUCCAGAAAGACCCUGUGUAAUACUUGGGUUAUAAUUACUCUAAUUCAAACUGUAAGGGUGAGAUCCUUCUUCAUGCCCUUCUUCAAUGGUUAAUGUGAAAUCUCCUACCAACAAUGUUGCUCAGAUUAUUCUAAUGGCUUUCUGGUACCUAAUACACUAAAUCCCACAAUCCUGUGACCAUCCCAUUUGGUCCCAAAUUCUUGUCCACAUGUUCCUCCUUGUACUGGUGAUAACACUCAUAAUCUCUGCUCCACAGGAUGUGACUGUACUCUAGCACUGAUGGCUGCCCACGAGGGCAGACAGGCUGCACUGUAACUUUUCUUUGCAAAAGAACAGGGGGUAAUGGAAGGAUCAAGUCCAGCCAUGAAAAAUAAAUCGUGGGAUUUAGGUCCAGUUUGCCCCAGGUAUUCUAUGGACCAACUGCCCUCUUGGCUUUUCAUCAGCUUGUACCCACGGGGUCAGGCACAGGUCAGGGCUCCUGGCCCCUCAUCAUUAUUGAGGCUUACACUCAGAGAAAGAGAAAAUUUUACUUCUCAUCUUAGUCUAAUUCCUGUUCACUAAGUCCUUUAUGUUUGUCCCAGGAUGAAUGUCUUCCUAGUAUGAUUGGCAGUGGAGAGUGUCUGUCUUUUACUAGAAAAGCCAACUCCUAUGUGAUUGUGUGAGCUGGCUCUGGGACCUCAAGAAGAAAAUCACAGCAACACUUUUUCCUUCAUCUUCAUUUGAUGGCAUGUUCACUUGAUAUAAUUUUUAUAAAAAUAAAUAUG
Molecule: messenger RNA, 1976 nt
Organism: Chinchilla lanigera (long-tailed chinchilla)
Lineage: Eukaryota; Metazoa; Chordata; Mammalia; Rodentia; Chinchillidae
Exons: 6
Coding region: 1-1104 (367 amino acids)
Source: RefSeq, a predicted model, not a curated record